Mugil cephalus (flathead mullet) is the source of this 3354-nucleotide messenger RNA. It is a transcript of the gene pecam1b, whose product is annotated as platelet and endothelial cell adhesion molecule 1b. Gene Ontology annotation, biological process: cell surface receptor signaling pathway. Lineage: Eukaryota; Metazoa; Chordata; Actinopteri; Mugiliformes; Mugilidae. The transcript has 16 exons. The record is from RefSeq and is a predicted model, not a curated record. Bases 530 to 2830 code for a protein of 766 amino acids. Gene Ontology annotation, molecular function: transmembrane signaling receptor activity.
UAUCUCCACCGCUGUGAGUCCUCUAAGAGCCCGGCCCACAUUUUAUAUCAGCGAGCGCUGUGUCAGCCGCCCCGGCCCGACCCUUUAUAUUCACUUCAGGAAACGACUUUGCUCCACAAAAAAGCCUUUCGCUGUUGUCCUCCUGUACCUUCUCAGAACCACGCCAGCCGAGGUCAAGGGCCCGACUGCUGCCUCCUAAGACUCGACAUUACUGCGAAACCGGUCCCCGCGCACAAACACACACACACACGCCGCGUACACGAAGGAGGCCAGAGGAGAACAUUCCACAACGGCAAAGACCCGGGGUAGCACGAACAUCCUGAGGAAAUCCUGUCGAAUUAGGGCCAAGCCUGCUUGGGGUGAUAACCGCGUGGUCAUUGGCUCACCGCUGAGUUAGUGAGGUAGAGCACCGCCACCUUAGUGUCCGCUUCCACUCCCACACUGCCCAUCAGCCGGCCCGGCCGCAAACCCUGCCGUUAACCUCCAGGACUGCAAGCAGCGCCGGGAGCCUCGGUGUUCCUCAGACAGGAUGGGCCUCCCACUGCUGCUGCUGCUGCUCACCUCCACGCUCCUGUCCACCUGCUUCCCUCCAGGGAGCAUGGUGAACGCAUUGUACUCGUUCAGAGGCGCCGACCUGUCAAUCGAGCCGGGUGACCAUGUGAAUCGGGAUACUGAUGUGACUCUGAGAUGCAAGGCCAUCAUCACCAUCUCAGAUAAUGAGGAGGUUACUUAUUUCUACACCGUAAUAAAGGAUUCCAUCGAUUUGUACACCAAGACCACAACUAUAGAUGAGUUUGAGUACACACUGCCCAAGGUUAGAGUCUCCAACACCGGCAAAUACGAGUGCAAGAUAAGCAUCAACGGCACAGAGGAGACCAGUAAACUUACAAAACUCACAGUGACAGGACUCUCAAGGCCAGAGCUACGCAUCGAUAAGACUGAAGUCACUGAAGGAGAAGAGGUGACGGUCAGUUGUCGUGCACCGGGUGAGACAGGCUCCAUUUACUUCACCUUCUAUGACAACUCCAACGAGAUCAUUGAGAAGAGGGCAACCUCCAACGAGCUACAGACCAAGCUCCGGCUCAGUGGUAGCAGCAACCACAGUAUUUACUGUACCUACACUGUCUCCAUAAGUCCAACCUCCGUCAAUUCAGAGAAGAGCGAAAUGGUCAAAGUUACAGUUAAAGAGCUUCCCAUCAAACCAGUGCUGACGAUUUCCCCUCGGGACAACGUCUUUGAAGGAGACACACUCAGCAUUUUGUGCACAGUCGACAAUCAGCACAGCACUGAAAGACUGCAAGUAGAGCUGAGCCAGGGUGCCAGACUUCUUGCCCGUGAAUACGCCACAAUCCAACACAGCUUGAAAGCAACGGCCCCUGCUCUCAUGUUUGAGUGCGGACUGAAUGCAGGAAGCGUAAAUAAAUUCAUGACAGGCUCGGUCAGCGUGAAUGAGCUGUUCUUGGCGCCCACUCUCACUGUGUCUCCACGUGAAGUCUUUCAACAUGACAAUAUGAUGCUAACCUGCAGCAGUGAGAAGCAGGCCUAUCAAAGACUCCGUAACACAGAGCUGAUUUACACUCUGAAUUCAAGCGAUAAUGCACUGACAAUGACGGGGACUGGAGUGUUUAACCUAACAGCCCCCAUGUAUGAUUUCAACUACACCUGUGCAGCUACAGCCAAGGGCAUAACGAAGCACAGUGAAAUCCUGACUGUUCGUCCCAAAGUUGCUGUCUCCCGUCCGUUCAUCAAAGUCCAUGGCAAUGCGGUUCUGGGACAGCUCAUCCAGAUUCACUGCUGGUCAGAUCACGGCACCUUGCCCAUAAACUACACUUUAUUAAUUGAUGAACGGAAGCUGGUCACAAUCACCAUCCGGCUGCCCAAUCAAAAGGCUGUCUUCAAUAUCAGCAUUAACAAGACAGAGGACAUAAACAAGUACAGCUGUGCGGCAAAGAAUGGUAUGAAGGAGACUCUGACCAGCUCAAGACUGAAUGCAGCAGUCAUAGUGCCCCUGAGCCAUCCCAGUACGUUGGUCGUCCCAGAAUCAGGUGAAAUCUAUGAGGGGCAUUUGCUCACCCUCUUUUGUAAAGUUAAUGGCACAGCUCCAAUCACCUUUAUGUGGUACCGGACUGGGGACAGACAGCCGCUCAAUACCACCAACUCCAACCAGACCUUCACAACCUACGAGGUACCUAAGGUGACAAGUCAACACAGCGGCAAGUACUACUGCGAGGCUGUCAACCAGGCCCGCAACAUUGUCCGCAGUGAAGAGGUCACCAUAGAAGUACACAUGGCGAAGUGGAAGAAAGCAUUGAUCGUGGGAACUGUUCUGUUGUUGGUGUCAGGGGUGGUGUUGGCGAUUGUGGUGUACAUCAAAUCCAGGAGAGGUAGAAGAGGCGAAGCAACUGAUUUAUCAGUAAAGCCUGCGAGCCCUAAAUCAGAUGACACUUUCAGAGUGACUCUAACCCACGACACAGAGGUUUAUAACGCGCCCACAGUGAUGGCGGUCAGAGCUGAAGAAAGCGUGUGGAGCCACAGAAGCCCUGAAGCAGAUGCGGUUGUCGAUGAGGAGAGCAGCAUGGUGACCAACAAUCCUGAUGUGGAGUACACGGAAGUGGUGCAUCCCCAACCUGUGGAUCCAGCCAGAGUCCCAUUGAGAAAAGGCACUGAUACCGUGUACAGCGAACUCCAGAACUCUCCACACGGUGCCGCCGACCAUCAUGACUAUGGCUCAGUGGAGUACGCCGAACUCAACAACAGCGAUCAACCUGAGAUGUAUCAGUUCCAUCCAGAGGUCGACAGCUACCAGGACCUGCCGGAGCCGGUGGAUUAAGGGAUCAGCGCCGUCCCUUCUCUAUUCGCACACAUUUGCUGCGUUUCCCUUUUCUACUCGCGUUUCUAGUCCACACUUUGUCGUUUCUACCUGUUUCCUAAUCGGGCCUUGUCCCACACAAUUGUUCUGUUUGGAGAUGAUUGUAGCGCCGUCAGUUAAUUAAACAGAGUCGACACGUGGAGUUAAAAUUAGGUUUAAAAAGUGACAAAAAAAUAACAAAUUCUAGGUUUAGUUUCAUAAUUUCUCAAGACAUGCUCUGUAUUAUAUAUAUAUAUUAAUUCCAAAUGUCGAUUCUCUGCCAGUGAGUAAGCCGACAUGUCUUGUCACGUUUCCAGGAAUGACCUAUAUUAAAAAGUCAAUAUAUAUAAUUGUAAUAAGUGUUGUUUGUGUCGGCAGCUCUCUGAAAAAAUAAAAAUAAAUGGAAAAAAUGCACAAAAAUGCACAAAAAAGUCUAAAUAAAUAUGGUUCAGAAUAGUUAUUUUUUAGGUAUGCUCUGUGAUUAAAAUAAAUUUAACCUAAAUGCA